GUGGGAAUCCUAAAAAGCAGUCAGAGGGGGAAAAGGAAAAGGAGGCUGAGACACAAACGCGAAGGUGCUCGCCGGCGUCGUCCACCAACGCUAACCAAACAGACCCACGCGCCGACCCCCCUGCUCAACUGUUUGCGGGGAAUUUAACGUCUUACCACCGCUCGGGACGGCGCUUCUGGUGGGAUUCUGUGCCAAGUUGGUCGAGCUUGCAGGAGCGUCCACGAAGCGCGAUGUCUGGCGUUGUGCGAGGCCCGGCGGGGAACAACGAUUGCCGAAUCUACGUGGGCAACCUGCCGCCCGACAUCCGCACUAAGGACGUGGAGGAGGUCUUCUACAAGUACGGCACCAUUCGGGACAUCGACCUGAAGAACCGCAGAGGAGGCCCGCCGUUCGCCUUUAUUGAGUUCGAAGAUCCGAGGGACGCCGGCGACGCCGUAUACGGACGGGACGGGUACGACUACGACGGCUACCGGCUGCGCGUGGAGUUCCCUCGGAGCGGCAGGGGCACCAGAGGGGGCAGCGUCGGCGGGGCCGGCGGCGGGACCCCCAGGGGCCGCUACGGGCCCCCGUCCAGACGUUCCGAGUACAGGGUGGUUGUGUCCGGGCUCCCUCAGAGCGGCAGCUGGCAGGACCUGAAGGACCACAUGCGCGAGGCGGGCGACGUGUGCUACGCCGACGUCUACCGAGACGGCACCGGCGUGGUCGAGUUUGUGCGCAAGGAAGACAUGACCUAUGCCGUCCGAAAGCUGGACAACUCCAAAUUCCGCUCGCACGAGGGAGAGACGGCGUACGUUCGCGUGAAAUUAGACGGUCCCCGCAGCCCGAGUUACGGACGAUCCCGCUCGCGCAGCCGCGGCAGCCGGAGCAGGAGCCGCAGCCGCAGUCCCAGCCGCAGCCGGAGCCGCAGCGACUCCCGAGGACGCGGGCGGGCGUCCCCGCGCUACUCGCCGCGACACAGCGGCUCCCGAUCCCGAUCCCGCUCCUAGAAAACCCGCCGGCGUUCCUCCCCCUCUCGUCCAGUGAUGUAACUAGGGUUGCAAAAGGGCCGGGGAAUUUCCGGCACGCUUCCGGGCCGUGCGCGGUCCGCUUCCGUGGGAAAGGUAUUGUUGUCGAGCGUCAACGCUAACAUUUUGUCUUGCCGUAAAUAGACGACGACAUCCGUGCGAAAUACACACACACAAAACAAAACAUUUUAAUGAAUUGGUGAGGAGAAUAUUCUCAAUAUUUACGUAUUUGAUCGCGGUCUUAAAUUGAACAACAUAAAAGAAGAGAAAAAUGCAGUCCCCAUCCAAAAAGUCCCAUUUAAAAUUUUAAAUGGGUGUGGGGGGGGAAAAACAACAACUAGAUUCUAAUCAUCAUUAGCAUUUCGUUGAGGGUUCGGCUAGUGAAGCCGUGUUUCCAUGAAAUCCAGUUUGAUUCGGGAUUGUGCUGAAAAUUUGUCGUCAUAUCAAAAAUAUGACGGAUUCCGUUCAGUUUGAUCAUAUUCGUUAGCACAACUAAAUGAUUUGCACCAAUAUGUUUGUUCCGGUAAAAAUGUUACAAUUUCUUGUCCCAAAUUUUUGUGACUUUUUUUUUUUUUUUUUUAAAUAUUGUUAAAGACACUGGCAUAAAAAAAAUCGUCACAUGCACAUUUGGAAUAAAUUGUGCUAUACUCACAAAAAACAAUCAUUUGUUUUCACAAUUAAUCUUUUUACGACUAAUAUUCUCAUUAAAAACAUCUUUACUUUUGUGUUAGUAAUCCAUUUUAGUGCUGGACUUUGGCAAAAAAUGUAAGAACUUUUUUUUUUUAAUUAACGUGAUCAGUAAUUGCAAUCAGCGCCUUCAUUUGAUCAAAACAUCUCAUUUUAAAAAUGAUGCCCCAAAUUUUUUUUAAUAUAAUUUAUGACAAGGUCCCUUCAAUCAAGUCAUUAUUUUUGCUGCUCCCACGGCAAGCCUGCAAAUCUAACAAAUUCCCGCAGUUUUGCAACCCUAGAUGUAAGCCUGAAUAGUUUUUUUUUUUUUUAAUAAGUUUAUUAUUAUUUUGGAUCCUUGUGGUUAAUCAGCUUGUCUGUAGAUGCACGCCCCCCCUUCUCUUCCUCUCCCCCCUUUUCCCCUUCUUUCUCCCCCCCACACAAAUGUCGAGGCGUGCAGUUUUUGUAAGUUUUAAGACUAAAUUUAAAAACAAAAAAACAUUUCUUAUUCUUGGUUAUUUGGAUGAACCAAGACACCGACGCUUUAACUUAAUUUUAAUUUGUGUCUUCCUUUAGACUUCUGAAGAGAAGGAUUAAAGUGGUUGGGAAUAAAAAGCCACAUUGGUGGAGCACAUUUCAUUUGUAUGGUCAGGAUAGGACAUCAAAUGGAGGCCAUGGUAUGCUUCAUAUUCCGUCAAUAUGUCAUAUGCUUCUGUUCUUGUCGUCUCGUGCAUGUCGUCGUUUUUGAAACGCCGCUGCGGCCUGUCGUACAAUACGAAAAAUUGGUGUGAUCUCAGUGUAACAUCUUCGAUGUCACAUGUAAACACCAAAUGUUAGGGAUUUUUUUUAAUUUUUUUUUUUUUGCCUAUCUUGCUCUUUCUGGCAUUUUUUUUUUUUUUUUUUUAAUUUUGCCUUGCCCCGAAAAUUUUUGUACGUUCUGUUCUAACGGUCUGCCUCUGAUUUUCUUCCUGGUAUUUCAAGGUUUUGAUUGGAGAGGAGUGGCUCAGUGGAUCGCAAUCCUUUUGGAGCUGGAUCGAUUUUUAGGAAAGGGAUUAUAGGCAAGGAUGGAUGCACGGGAACGGGAUCCGGUUUUCCAGGAUUUCCCAACAAAAUUCUCAGAACUAAUUAACGGGGGACCUCCCGGAUCAACUUGUUUUUUUUUUUCCUUCAUUUUUUUAUUUUGAAAUAGCCUGCCUCCUGCCUAUCUUUUAUUAAAAUUUUUUCAGUGAUAUUGGCGAGAAAAUUGACAAGAGAAAAACACAGGACCAGGAAGUUGGAUCAAAGGAUGGAAUCGUAGAUGCCUGGUAUGAGGGAAUUCAAAAUAUUAAAAUUUGGGGAGGGUUUCAUAUUCGGGGGGGUGGUUGGAAUGUUGAAUUAUUUGCUUAAUCUAACUUUUUUUCUUCUAGCAUUUUCAAUAAAACACCUAAAAAAAAUAAAAAACCAUUGUGCCUCUAAAUCUUUGUGUCAUACGAUAUUGUGGCCCUUUUGUAUGAGGAAAAGGUAGCGUUAAAAUUUACAUAUUUAAAUAAGCAUCAGUGUGGAAUUAGGAUCGUGUUAUAUCAAAUAAUAUUUCUAAAUGUUGACGUUGGAAAGUUUUUUUUUACACGUCAAACCGGUCGUUUGGACGCGACGAGCGAAUGUUGCAUUAUGGGAGGAAAUAAGAUGCCGGCACAGUGGCGCCGCUGCAAAUCGCCUGCACAGCGCAGGGAAGCGGCCCAAUCGACCAAUAGGAAAGCCUCGGCUUCAUCGGAGGGGCGGGGCGCUGUGCGGGAGAAGAUCGCAAACGUACCUUCGCCGACGAGCUCAUUGGACCCCCCCCCCUCCUCCCGACCCCCCCCCCCCCCACACACAC
Molecule: messenger RNA, 3522 nt
Organism: Syngnathoides biaculeatus (alligator pipefish)
Lineage: Eukaryota; Metazoa; Chordata; Actinopteri; Syngnathiformes; Syngnathidae
Gene: srsf1a
Product: serine and arginine rich splicing factor 1a
Exons: 4
Coding region: 231-986 (251 amino acids)
Cellular component (GO): ribonucleoprotein complex; nucleus; cytoplasm
Molecular function (GO): mRNA binding
Source: RefSeq, a predicted model, not a curated record